This is a messenger RNA of Podarcis lilfordi (Lilford's wall lizard), 3289 nucleotides long. NCBI's taxonomy places the organism in Eukaryota, Metazoa, Chordata, Lepidosauria, Squamata, Lacertidae. The record is from the annotation of a GenBank genome assembly.
CGAAAGGUUUUUUCGUUUUCGAGUUGCUUCGCAAGACGAAUGUCCCUAUGGGCUUGCUUCGCAAGACGAAAACGUCUUGCAAGUUUGUUUCCUUUUUCGUAAAACCGUUAAAACCCAGGGUGCAUUGCUGGAAGAGGUGCAGUUGCGACUUGACCUCGAGGAGCAACACAUUGCACGCGGUGUGGUGGCCUUUCUGAGCUUUUUAAAGAGUUUGCUGGAUUUUUGAAGCUUUUCCAAAACUUCUUCUGCAGCUGUUUGGUAAGUUAAACUUUUAAAACUUUUUUUGGGUUUUUUGGAUUUUGGGUUGGGGUGUUUAGAAUUCAAGGACUUGGUGUUGGGGAGAGGUUUGCAAGAAUCUGGGAGCUUGUGUGGUUUUUUUCUGCAUUUUUAUGAUUUUCUGUGACCAUUGGGCCAUGUUUAUUUUUUUUUAAAAAAAAUCUGGCUUUGAAUUUUGAAUUUCUGUGUGCUGGGUGGAUGGGGGAACAGCUGGGGAGGUGUUUGCAAGAAUCUGGGAGCUUGUGUGGUUUUUUUUGAAUUUUUAUGAUUUUUUGUGACCAUUGGGCCAUGUUGUUUUUUUUUGAAAAAAAUUUAUGGGUUUUAAAUUUAUGUGUGCUGGGUGGAUGGGUGGACAGCGUGGUAGGUGGUUGCAAGAAUCUGGGAUCUUUUGUGGUUUUUUUUGAAAUUUUAUGAUUUUUUGUGACCAUUGGGCCAUGUUGUUGUUUUUUUAAAAAAAUUUCUGGGUUUUAAAUUUCUGUGUGCUGGGUGGAUGGGGGAACAGCUGGGGAGGUGUUUGCAAGAAUCUGGGAGCUUGUGUGGUUUUUUUUGAAUUUUUAUGGUUUUCUGUGACCAUUGGGCCAUGUUGGUUUUUUUUGAAAAAAAUUUCUGGGUUUUAAAUUUCUGUGUGCUGGGUGGAUGGGGGAACAGCUGGGGAGGUGUUUGCAAGAAUCUGGGAGCUUGUGUGCUUUUUUUUGAAUUUUUAUGGUUUUCUGUAACCAUUGGGCCAUGUUGUUUUUUUUUGAAAAAUUUUCUGGGUUUUGAAUUUCUGUGUGCUGGGUGGCUGGGGGAACAGUUGGGGAGGGGUUUGCAGGAAUCUGGGAGCUUGUGUGCUUUUUUUUGAAUUUUUAUGGUUUUCUGUAACCAUUGGGCCAUGUUGUUUUUUUUUGAAAAAUUUUCUGGGUUUUGAAUUUCUGUGUGCUGGGUGGCUGGGGGAACAGUUGAGGAGGGGUUUGCAACAGUUGGGGAGGGGUUUGCAACAGUUGGGGAGGGGCUGGGGGAACAGUUGAGGUUUUUGAAGACUUUGGUGAUUUUUAAAGCUUUCCCAAAACUUCUUUUGCAGCCAUUUGAGGAUUUUGAAGACUUUGGUGAUUUGCAGCCAUUUCGUAAGUUAAACUUUUAAAACUUUUUUGGGGGUUUUUGGAUUUUGGGUUGGGUGUUUGGAAUUCAAGGACUUGGUUGUGGGUUUGAAUUGCUGAUUUUUUUUUUCUUUUUCUGAGUUUACAAAGGUAACAGCUGUGCUGCCAUGGGACCCAAGAAGACUGCUGCUGCUGCGGAGGCCGGCGAGAGGAAGAAGGAGAAGGUGACGCUGGAGAUGAAGAAGGAGAUCAUCCGGAAGCACGACGGUGGAAUGCGUGUGACGGACCUCGCCAGGGAGUACGGCAGGAACCCAUCGACCAUCGGGACCAUCCUGAAGAUGAGGGAGAAGAUCCUUGCGACUGAUGCAGCCAAGGGAGUCACCAGGAUCGUGAAGAACCGCCCAGCUGUUCUGGAGGAGGUCGAGAAGUUGCUCCUCAUCUGGAUAGAAGAGAAGCAGCGUGCAGGGGACACAGUGACUGAGGCCGUGAUUUGUGAGAAGGCCAAGGCCUUGCACGCAGACCUCAUCCGGGAACAGCCAGGAACCUCGGCCGAGCCAGAAGUCUUCAAGGCAAGCAGAGGCUGGUUUGACCGGUUCAAGGCAAGAUCCGGAAUCCACAGCGUGGUCAGGCAUGGAGAGGCUGCCAGUUCUGAUGUUCCUGCGGCUGAAGACUUUGCCUUGGAGUUCCUGGAGGUUGUGAAGACGGAGGGCUACGCUCCACAGCAGGUCUUCAACUGCGACGAGACCGGGCUGUUUUGGAAGAGGAUGCCCAAAAGGACUUUCAUCACACAGGAGGAGGCCAAGUUGCCUGGCCACAAGCCCAUGAAGGACCGUCUGACCCUGCUCUUCUGUGCCAACGCAAGCGGCGACCUGAAGAUCAAGCCCCUGCUGGUGUACCACUCGGAGAACCCACGGGCCUUCAAGAAACACAAGGUCGACAAGGAGCGGCUGAGUGUCAUGUGGCGAUCCAACAGCAAGGCUUGGGUCACACGUGUGCUGUUUGUGGACUGGGUCAAUCUUGCCUUUGGCCCUGCUGUCAAACAGUACCUGCUGGACAACGACCUGCCGCUGAAGGCUUUGCUUCUGAUGGACAAUGCUCCUGCUCAUCCUAAAGGCCUUGAGGUGGACUUGUUGGAGGAGUUCAGCUUCAUCAACAUCAUGUUCCUGCCGCCUAACACCACGCCACUGCUCCAGCCGAUGGAUCAGCAGGUCAUCGCCAAUUUCAAGAAACUCUACACCAAGGAGCUUUUCAGGCGAUGCUUCGAGGUGACUGAUUGCACCACCAUCACCCUGCGGGAAUUCUGGAAGGACCACUUCGACAUCGUCACCUGCUUGAAGAUGAUCACCACGGCCUGGAAGGGGAUCAGCCAGAGGAAUUUGAAUUGCGCUUGGCGCAGCCUGUGGCCGGACUGUGUGGCACCAAGUGACUCUGAUGCACCAGAGUCGACAGUGGUGCAGGACAUUGUUGCCUUGGGAGGACCAUGGGCCUGGAGGUCACAGAGGAGGACGUUUGCGAGCUGGUGGAGGAGCACGACCACGAGCUGACCACCCAGGAGCUGGUUGAACUGCAGUCAGAGGUUGCGCAGGAGCAGGCCUCGCUGGAAGAGGAGGAAGCAACUGAGGAACGGCUGUCCUCCAAAGAACUGAGGGACAUUUGCCAGAAGUGGAAUGAGGUGCAGGCUUUUGCAGAGCGGCACCACCCUGACAAGCACGUGGCACAUGACCAAGCGAACAUUUUUGAUACGACGGUCAUGUCGCCUCUCAGGGAGCUGCUGAAAAGGCGGAUGAAGCAGCAGACCAUGGACAGGUUCCUCAGCAAGAAGCAAAGAGUGGAAGAGGAACCUUCUUCGAGUGGUCCCCCAGAGUCUUAGAAAAUGUAAUGUACCCUUUUUUGAUUUUUAAAUGUUUUUCCUGUCAUGUUUAGAAACUUAAUUUAUU